AUUAGAAUUUGACCAGCUACGCCUCCCAGUCUCUGCAGAAUAGCUGCAGCAAGAAGGAUGCUGCUGUUUAGCUUGGCAUUUCUUCUUUCACUGCAAGGAGCAAGAGCUCAAACAGUUACAAUAUGUAACAAUACCGGGCUCAAGGAAGGAUCCCUCUACCAUCAUAGACCCAAUUCAGAUUACUGCUAUGUUCUAUUCCUUACAAAAGGGGAUUUCUCAACAGCAAACAGGACCUGUGUAAGAAACAAUGGCUACCUUGUCAAGAUUGACUCUGAUGAAGAGAACAAUUACAUCAGAGACACUUAUCUCAAUAGUGCUCCGGAAUUUUGGAUUGGGUUAACUGACCAAGUUACUGAAGGAGUUUUCAAGUGGGUGGAAGGUGACACGCUGAUACUACCCAACAUUUCAUACACAAACUGGUUUGGUGGGAGUGCAGCAGAGACUAAUGAAGUUGCUUUCGAUUGCGUUAAAUUUACAAUUGAUGGCUGGAAAGUUCACAAUCAUUUUUGUGAUUCAAGUGUAUUGCCAUACCUCUGCAGACAGCAAGUUUGUAGCAGUACUGAUGGUGUAUCAUGUGCUACAAUGCCUCCAGUAGCUUCCUCUCCACUUUCUCCUGUCAUUAUUGCUAUUAUAGUUGUUGUUGUUGUGAUACUGAUACUUGUGAUAGUAAUUAUGAUUCUCCUGUUCUGCAUGUGGAAAUACAAGAACGAUGCCUUCUAUCGAUACAUUCUUUGCUGUGUUUACGGUGGCUCAAAAACCCAAAUUAACAAUCUGAAGCAGGAGAACAUUAGGCUACGGAAAGAGCUCUCGCAGCAAAAGUUAAACCUCAGCUCAAGCGAGAGAUUCCAGCCAGGACAACUAUCACGCAAGAACUCAGUGAUCACUGAUGUCUCUGGCACAGUUCCUGUUGUUGGGUUUGAUAAACCCAGAGCUCCACCAGCUCGUGCUAUGUCUUUUGCUUCAAACCAAGUCAGGCCUCUAUUAACGCCACAAACAAGUGCUCUUAACCUCAAGCUGCCUCCCAAAAGAGCAAUGAGUACUGCUAGUGGAUUUUCUUUACCACCUGUGAAUCCUAACAUGCGUCCCACUUUACCACCAGUUAGAGAGAAUUCAGAGGAAGUCUUUCCAACGAAAGAUCGUCCCUCAAGCUCUUCAUCAAGCAGCAGCAGUAGCAGCAGUCAAAGUGCAGCUCCUGACAAGAAAAAUGAAGCAACAAAACAAACUGGAAAUGAUAGCCAGGCAUCAUCGGUGGCACCAUAAUGUAUUUUUAAAGUGUGUAACUUUUUAACUUGUAAUUUUUGUUCAUAUUAUAUUUAAGAAGUUUUCAAUCCCAUUA
Molecule: messenger RNA, 1336 nt
Organism: Amphimedon queenslandica
Lineage: Eukaryota; Metazoa; Porifera; Demospongiae; Haplosclerida; Niphatidae
Exons: 7
Coding region: 58-1260 (400 amino acids)
Source: RefSeq, a predicted model, not a curated record